This is a messenger RNA of Lathyrus sativus (Indian pea), 1098 nucleotides long. The record is from the annotation of a GenBank genome assembly. Lineage: Eukaryota; Viridiplantae; Streptophyta; Magnoliopsida; Fabales; Fabaceae.
AUGUCUCAUUCUCAUAACCAAACAGUUGAACACCUUUCAUUGAAAUCCAUUUGCUCAAUGUGCUACAACAAUAGACCAAAGCUUGAUUGGACAAUAAGAGACUUCACAUAUGCUGAGUUGCAUGCAGCCACACAAGGUUUUUCCAUAAAGAAUUUUCUGUCAGAAGGUGGAUUUGGUUCUGUCUACAAAGGAGAGAUUCUUGGACAGAAGAUUGCGGUUAAGCAAUGCAUUCACGCGAAUCACAAACAAGAGAAGGAGUUUAAAUCCGAAGUCGACGCACUAACAAAAGCGAGACAUGAGAAUGUUGUCAUGUUUCUUGGAUCUUGUUCUGAAGGAAACAAUAGGUUUCUUGUUUACGAAUUCGUCUGCAAUGGUUCACUCGAUCAACAUUUAUCACAAUAUUCUCGAAAGCCCCUUUGCUGGAAAGAUAGAGUGAAAGUUGCUAAUGGAGCUGCCAAAGGAUUGUUAUACCUUCAUCAGAAUAACAUCAUUCAUAGAGAUAUAAAACCAAACAACAUUCUUCUUACACAUGGUUGUGAAGUUUUGCUAGGUGAUUUUGGUUUGGCUAAAAUUGUAAGUGAAGAAUUCUCAUGUUCAAUAGAAUGUCCUGGAAAUUUGGCAUACUGGGCACCAGAAUAUGCAGCAUCUGGUAAAGUAUCAAAUAAGACAGAUGUGUAUUCCUUUGGAGUGGUUCUAGUUGAACUAAUAACUGGAAUGAAGACUACAGACAAAAGACUUGGUGGAAAGAAUCUAGUGGGAUGGGCUAGACCAUUACUAAAACAAGGGAACUGUCAAAAACUUGUCGAUGGAAGGAUAAUGGAUUCGCAUGACUGUCAUCAACUUUUCUGGCUGAGUCGUUUAGCCGGAAAUUGUCUGAACAAAGAUCCUCACAAACGAUUGGAUAUGAACACAGUGGUCAAAGCCUUAACACAUAUAGAGGAAGGUUGCAGUGGCUGCAUAGUGGGAAAAGACAGUAUUGAUAUGUCAAGCUAUUCUAAAUCAAAAGAUGAUAUGCAUGACUCUUCAGAAUCAGAUGAUGAAAGUGGAAAUAUUGGAAGUAGUUCCAUCACUGCAAAUUGCAAGAAUCUCAAAUUAUAA